Messenger RNA from Eufriesea mexicana, 823 nucleotides. RefSeq names its product glutathione S-transferase theta-1. Lineage: Eukaryota; Metazoa; Arthropoda; Insecta; Hymenoptera; Apidae. Gene Ontology annotation, molecular function: glutathione transferase activity. Gene Ontology annotation, biological process: glutathione metabolic process. Gene Ontology annotation, cellular component: cytoplasm. The record is from RefSeq and is a predicted model, not a curated record. The transcript has 5 exons. Bases 134 to 823 code for a protein of 229 amino acids.
CUCUUACAGUCUAGAAUAAGUAUGAAUUUCUAAAGAAAUUAAUCUAUUGAUAAACAAGCACAAACAAUCGAAAGUAAAAUAGUGGCAUUAUUCAUUUCUUUAUCAAAACAAAUUUAAUUUAUUUUCACAAAUCAUGAGCUUAAAAUUAUACUAUGAUUUAUUAUCGCAACCAAGUAGAGCUCUUUAUAUAUUUUUUAAAGUUUGUAAUAUUCCAUUUGAAGCAAAAUUGAUAAAUUUGGCAAAAGGUGAACACCUUACAUCAGAGUACCAAAAGAUUCAUCCAUUUCAGAAAGUGCCUGCAAUUGAACAUAAUGGAUGUAAUAUGAUUGAAAGCAUUGCAAUUUUGAGAUAUAUCUGUAGAGAAUUUAAAGUAAUUGAUCAUUGGUAUCCUAAAGAAUCAGAACUUCAACUUAAGGUUGAUGAAUAUCUUGAAUGGCAACAUCUUAAUGUUAGACUUCAUUGUUCUUUGUAUUUUAUUGUCAAGUAUUUGAUACCAAAAUUAACUGGUAAAUUACCAGAGCAGGGAAAGGUAAUAAAAUAUAAGAAUCGUAUGAUUGAGGCACUUGAUGCUCUUGAAAAUGUUUGGUUAAAAGACAGAACAUUCUUAUCUGGUUCCAAAAUCAGCAUUGCUGAUAUUCUUGCAUCAUGUGAAGUAGAACAAGUUCGAAUAGUUGGCUAUAAUCCACAUAAGGAUAGGCCUCGUGUUGCUGCAUGGAUGAAAAGGGUUGCAAAUGAAACAAGCCCUUAUUAUCAAGAAGCUCAUGUACUUUUAAACAAACUUACAAGUAAAACAGAACAAGAUGCAUUAAAAAGCAAGUUUUAA